Molecule: messenger RNA, 1465 nt
Organism: Aspergillus sclerotioniger CBS 115572
Lineage: Eukaryota; Fungi; Ascomycota; Eurotiomycetes; Eurotiales; Aspergillaceae
Product: SDR family oxidoreductase
Exons: 2
Coding region: 75-1463 (462 amino acids)
Source: RefSeq, a predicted model, not a curated record
CUUAUCCCUCCUAAGCCAAAUAAUCUACUCACGAGACGGAAAACAGGCCGAGCCCAUUACAUCACAUUGAUUUCAUGUCCCACCACCAAAGCAUAUAUCAAACAACCACCUCCUCCCCUGACCAUAAUCCCAACCCAAAACCAACUACAGUUCGCAGAUCACUUCAAUCCACAUCUAUUCUGGCCAGAAAUCACUACCUCCAAAAUGCCAACCGCCAUCGUCACCGGCGCAACCGGUAUGCCUCCCAUCCCCAACCCACCAACCAUUCUAAUCACUCCCUCCCUAUAGGCAUCCUCGGCCGCGAAAUAAUCGCCCACCUCUCCAAAGACCCCUCAUACCAAACAAUCCACGCCCUCUCACGCAGCAAAAAGUCCACCUACCCGCCACACGUCCACCACGCCAGCAUCGAUCUCCUCGCGUCGCCCGAAUCCCUCGCCUCUCAACUCUCCUCCCAAGAUGUCUCAGGCGACUACCUCUUCUUCACCGCGUACCUCCAAGAAGGCGACGAGAAAGACCUCGAGCGAAUCAACGGCGACAUGCUCGAGAACUUCCUCAAGGCGUUGAGUAUCUCAGGGGCAGAGAAGAAGGUCAAGCGGGUUGUGCUGGUGACAGGAGCGAAACACUAUGGGGUGCAUUUAGGGCCGGUGAAGAAUCCAAUGGAGGAGACGGAUCCCUGGGUGGAAGGGGAGGGAAGACCGCCGAACUUUUAUUAUAGGCAGCAGAGAAUUUUGAAGGGGAUGAGUGAGGGGAAGGGGUGGGAUUGGGUGGUGACGUAUCCGAAUGAUGUUAUUGGAGUUGCUAAAGGCAACUUCAUGAACCUAGUAACAGCCAUCGGACUCUACGCCGCCAUAACCAAGGAGCUUGAUGCGCCGUUCAUCUUCCCAGGAUCACGCAUCUUCUACCCCAAGACAGACUGCUUUACUUAUUCGCGACACCAUGCGCGAUUCUGCGCCUGGGCUGCUACUGAGCCCGCGUGCUCGAAUCAAGCGUUCAAUGUUGUGAAUGGGGACACGCAGACGUGGCAGACGAUGUGGCCUUGCCUGGCGGAGCGAUUCGGGGUUACGAUUCCGGCGGAUCAGUUCCAGGCGGAGGAUGAGAAGGUUGUUCCGCUGAUUGAGCGGCCACCGUUGGAGGAUUAUGCUGAGACGAGUGGGUUGAAGGGGAAGGUUGAGAAGGGGGAAGUGCGGAUGCGGAUUGAUUUGGAGAAGUGGACGGAGAGAGAGGAUGUCAAGGCGGCGUGGGAGAGGUUGGCACAGAGGGAGGGGUUGGAGAAAGAUGCCUUUGAGAAGGCGACGUGGUUUUUCCUGAACUUUGUGCUGGGGAGGAAUUAUGAUCUGGUGAUUAGUAUGAACAAGGCGUGGAAGCUGGGGUUCCGGGACUGGGCUGAUACGUGGGAUGCGUUGGAAGAAUGUCUGGAUGAGUUGGAAGAUGAGAAGGUUCUGCCUAGGACGGGGAAGAAAUGAAG